Pisolithus orientalis is the source of this 1158-nucleotide messenger RNA. RefSeq lists its product as uncharacterized. The record is from RefSeq and is a predicted model, not a curated record. The transcript is spliced from 5 exons. The coding region runs from base 1 to 1158 and encodes 385 amino acids. Lineage: Eukaryota; Fungi; Basidiomycota; Agaricomycetes; Boletales; Pisolithaceae.
AUGAACAGAUGGAAUUGGAAAGAGUAUUGUGCAAAGAUACUUGAGGUUAUGCAAAUCCAAAAUGUGGAACAAGUAUUGGUUGGCAUGAAGCCAAAACCAAGGCCAGGUAGCAAUGAACUAAAAGAAUGGCCAAAGUCUAGUAGAACUGUGGACUCUAUUCUGAUGUGGAACAUGCCUGAUUCCAUCUUUUCAUGCAUCAAAUACUAUGAGACAGCCUGUGAAAUGUUCAACUACCUAGCAACUACCUAUGGCAACCCAAAUCCUAUCUCCAUCCCUGUAAAAUGUGUCAGUGCACCAGCUGAACAGUCAAGCAUUGGCAAGGAUGAACCAAUAGGAACAAAUGAACCAGAAGAUGAGACACUUGUACCACAUGUGAAGCCUGACAAACUGUCAAGUGAGCCACCUAAGGAGGUGACACUUGAGGGGAACAGUCAUGAUGAGGGUGGAGAGGUUGAAUUGAAGACUUUGAAGUCCACCAAAGAUGCACUUUGUCAGUGUGCAUCUCCAGUCAAGUUCAAAAGGGUGAAAUCAGUCAAAGUUGAGGGUGAGAUGUCUAGAGAGGUUAGCAAAGAGAGAGCUGCAGAGAGCAGUCUGGGCAAGGAAGCCACAGACAAGGCUGACAGCAUGGAUAUCACAGCCAAGAAGACAAUGAACCUUGAAGCUGAUGGUGGGGACACAGAGGUCCACCACACAUCAAAUGGGCCAGAAUGCAUGCACAAGAGAAAGGUGCAUGCAAGUGCCCAAGACACUCCCAAUGACUUGCAGACAACUGGCAACAUGAAGGACACAGGUGGCAGCACAGAUGUGCUGCAGCACCAUACAGGUGACCCUGGUCACUGCACACAUGAGAGAGGGCAUGCAGUGGGGGAGACAAGCUGCAAGGGGUCAGAUGGGCAUGCUGAACCCAAGGUCAUGGCUGAGCAAUGCAAAUGCAAGGCUAUCAAGCCAGUGCCAGACCUAAUUCUUCAAAUGGAAGCACACACUGCCAAGAAUUUACUACAAACACCUACAAAUCACCAGCUGAGCAGGGAUGAGUACCACUUGAGGGGGAGUGUGGUGGUAAUGCAAGCAGCUAUGCAAAUGGCCAAAACACCAGUGGAAAGGAUCCUCAAGAUCACACAAACAAGCCAGCUGGUAGCAAGAGCCAUCAGCACAUGA